Messenger RNA from Orcinus orca (killer whale), 9883 nucleotides. RefSeq names its product zinc finger protein 250 (gene ZNF250). Gene Ontology annotation, biological process: regulation of transcription by RNA polymerase II. The record is from RefSeq and is a predicted model, not a curated record. NCBI's taxonomy places the organism in Eukaryota, Metazoa, Chordata, Mammalia, Artiodactyla, Delphinidae. Bases 3042 to 5165 code for a protein of 707 amino acids. Gene Ontology annotation, molecular function: RNA polymerase II cis-regulatory region sequence-specific DNA binding; DNA-binding transcription factor activity, RNA polymerase II-specific. The transcript has 6 exons.
GUGGGUCACUGUUGUGGGCACCCCCGGGGCGGGUACUUUUUGUACUUGCCGCUGUGUUGGGGGCGGCGUUGCCUCCUUAGGCAGCUCCUCAGAGCCAGUUCUGACCCUUGGUGGUGGUGAUUCCGGCUCUGGGGACCAUCUAAACAGGACUUGCCCUGCCCACCUGUUCGCCCUUCCUGACGCCUGGAGCUCUGGGCAUCGCGGCGGGGGUGGCCUGGUAAAAGCCAGGUUCAGUGCCCAGGUGGCUGUGUCCUGCCUGUGGUGUCUGUUAGCAGCCUGCAGUGCUUUUUGCACGUCUUUGCAUCUGGCACAGACUUGUUCCAGGAGACCCAGACCUUAUCUACCAAAGGGCAAAAAAAAUGAAAAACUAGUUAGUAGCACUUUUUAAAUUUGUUUUCUUUAUUUUUUAUCAGGAUGUAAGUGUCUUAUUCCAUUUGUGCUGCUACAACAAAGCACCACACACAGGGCAGCCUAUAAAAACAACAGACAUUGAUUUCUCACAGUGAGGAGGCCGGAUGUCCGAGGUCAGGGGGUCAGCAGGGGCGGGUGAGGCCCUCUUCCUGGCUGCAGACUUCCUGUGUCCUCCCGUGGAGGAAGGGGCAAGGGAGCUCUGUGGGGUCUCUUAUCAGGGGGACUCCACCUUCAUGACCGAAGCACUCCCAAAGGCCCCACCUCAUAACACCCUCACAUUGGGCAUUAGGAUUUCAACACAGACAUAUACAUUUGGGGGACACGGACAUUCAGACCAGAGCAACAAGCAUACUUCAGGAUACUUCACACUUUUUCCCUUUGGCAGUUUGCAGAGGUCAUCCUAGGCAGAGGUCAUCCUAGGCAGAGGCCUUUUGCUUUUGUGCUUCUCUGGGACUCACCGCAGGUGGGAAUCUUGUCGCCUUCUCCCUCUCCGCCCCUCUGUGCCUCAGGCCCGCUGGGUUUGAGUUAAUCCCAUCGGGCGGCGACGUGAGGCUUAGUCAAGUGCUCUCACCUGAGAGGAGGUGUGUCAUCUCUCUGUCUUACUGGUGUGGACAAGGGCUCACACCCCCUCGUGGCCCUGAGGUCAUUGUGAAACAGGAGCAUCGUGGACACACCCCAUAUCCCAUCCACCGGGUGCAGUCUGAGUCGUGGUCUUAGCAGGUGCCGGACUGGUGUGUGGAAGGACUGUGGCUUUGGCAGCGGCACCAUCCUGAAGCCUCUGCUUCUGAAGCCACACGACUCACGUGGGAUUCGAGCUCAGGGGAUGAGCCUCGAGCUUACUUUUAAUUGAAACCACACACCUAGGCUCAGGACUUAAUGAAGCUCAGGCUGUGUAUGUCGGCGGUCCCUAACCUUUUUGGCACCAGGAGCCGGUUUCGUGGGAGACAGUUUUUCCACGGACAGGGUGGGGGGGUGGUUCAGGCGGUAACGCCAGCGAUGGGGAGAGGCAGGUGAUGCUGUGCGACCCGGUCCGGUACCCGUCUGCGGCCUGGGGGUUGGGGACCCCUGCUCUAUGUCUCAGCGCAGAAGGAAUUCAUAGUAAGAGGCAAAGUGAUGGGUGAGAAGUGGAAUUAUUUAGAGAGGUACGCAUUCCUCAGAAAGUGGUCCGUCUCAAAAGGAGAGAGCGGCCCUGGAAUACGGGGUGGUUACUUUUUAUGGGCCGGCUAGUUUCAUAGGCUAACUAGUAGGAGGGUUGUUCCAGCUUUUUCAGGGGAAGGGCAGGGGUCUCGGAACUGUGGGGCCCGUGGGUGUGUCAUUUAGCUGAUGUACUACAGUGAGCAUAUAAUGAGGCUCUGGGGGGCGAGUCUUGCGCCGUCUUGGGCGUGGUUGGUUCUAACCAGUUUUUGUCAUAUCUGACAUCUGUGUGUUCUUUAAGGAUUGUGCUCUGCCCCCUCCCCUCCUGGUCUCUCGUCCCUCCCAGGAGGGUGUGCACUGCCUACGGAUGUAUCUGCUGCAUCUAAAUAUACCAGGUGACUUUCCCGCCUGAGAAAGAGCCUAUCAGAAACUCCGCUUCCCCAUUGCUGCCGGCAGCAGAUGUUCACCUUGCACUUGUUGCUGUUCUGAAGCGGGGAGUGUGGUCUCAUUGCUCCUGUAAUUUCAUACACUUAUUCAGCAAACAUUGAGCCACUGGCUGCUCUGCUGGGGCAGGAAGGGGGGUGUGAGAGCGACGAGGCAGAGGACCUCGGUGAGAGGAGGGGCCUCGGCGACAGGGUGACGUGGCCAAGCACCAGCCGAGGGGCAGGAGCCACCCCAGCCAAGGGGCGGCCCGGGCAGGGUUGAGCACCCCAGGAACGGUGUAGGGACGGGCUGGGGGUGGCCUUGGAGCCGAGAACAGUCACUGUGUUCCCAUGGGGGGGGCAGGACAGGACAGUGCUGCCGCGGCCCAGGUUCUGGAUCUGUGCGGCGGGAAGCAGCUCAGGUCACAGGCACGGGCUCGGGCAGGAGCUGGCCUGGCCCAAGGCCUCGUGGCCGGCCACCAGCACCCACUGGGGAGGCUGUGAAUGGGGCGCCUGUGGCCGGGUAUGGUCAGCCCGUAGUGCAAAUGACUGUCCACCUCUGCUGGGUUCCCAGAGGACCAGAGCUGUGCCGUUAACAAAGGUCGGUACCCGUUUUCGGGUGAAUUCUGGGGUACUUUUAUUCACUCCUUGAAUUCUAAUCGAAGACUCCGGUUGAAAUUCUAAUUAGAGUCGUGUUGCCUUUACACGCACAGACACGCACGCACACACGUUUUGGGGGAGUGGGCAUUUCUGGUGGACGGAGGGGUGGGCGGUGAGGGCCAGCCUCUCUCCGCCAAGGCUUCUGCUCCCCAGAGGCAGCCACGGUCAGGAGUUCAGUGUGUAUUUUCCUGAAAGUUGUGGUAAACGUACUCAUCCACUGGACGUUUCACAAAGAAAGUGAGGUGGGGGCUCCCUGACAUGCUCCCCCAGAGGCCCACAGUGUGAGGUGAGGCGUCCUGCUUGGUGAGCUGCCUGCCUGAGGGGGCUGACCUCAUUCUUGCGUCGUUUUUCCCCGAGCAAUCUGCCUGCUGGGCUUCUGUGUCCCUGUUGCGGACCCGCCUCGGCCUCCAGGUGAUGUCAGCCCCAUCGCCCUGCCAGGGGAGCUCUUGGUCCCCACUUCUGUGUGGCAGUUGGGGGGUGACAGAUAGCUUACUUGGCCUGGCAUUUCCCCAGAACCUGCCCACCGGCGGGCCUCCCUGUCAGGUGCUCAAACCAAAUCCCUGGGUCACUCUGGACUCCCACCAGAACCCAACCCCCGCUGGAGCUGCCACCGGGGCAGAACCAGGCGUGGCCAGGGCAUCGGUGGGCCACAGGAGGGCCUGGCAUGGGGUCCCCACAGGAGUGUGGCCCUGGCAGGACUGUGCACGCCCAGCCUCUCUGGAGGCAGCCAGGCCCGGUGCCUCCCUGGAUGACAGCUUGGCUCCUGUGAGGACGCGCUCACCCGGGCCUGUGCGUGCACUGCAGGCUGUGCCAGUCCCACAGGCUCCUCCGAUUUCCAUCUUCCUCAGAUACCCCAGGGAUCAGGUGAUGGCAGCGGCCAGGCUCCUGCCGCCACCGGCGGUGCCCCAGGCCAAGGUGACCUUCGAGGACGUGGCCGUGCUCCUCUCCCAGGAGGAGUGGGACCGCCUGGGCCCUGCUCAGCGGGGCCUCUACCGACAUGUGAUGAUGGAAACCUACGGGAACGUGGUCUCCGUGGGAAUUCCAGGAUCCAAGCCCGAGGUGAUCUCGCAGCUGGAGCGAGGAGAGGAGCCGUGGGUCCUGGACAAACAGGGAAAUGAGGGGCGCCGGGGCCUGGGCACUGGCCGCUCAGACAACUUCACGUAUGGCCACAUGACAGCUUGUGUGCGACAAGACAGCACGUCCUGUCCCUGGGGAUGUGAAAACACGGAGCGGGACCAGAGCAGAGCCUUGAGUCUGAGGCCGCUCACUUCACAGGAAGCACCAACGGCUCUGAGGAAAACGCCAGCCGAGUGGAGUGACCAGGGAAGCUGCGAGCCCGAGGAGAGCUUCUGUCUGAGUCCCAGCCACGCCGGCCCCCCUGAAGGCCGGGCCUUGAGUCAGGGCAUGCCUGUCGCUCAGCGACCAGCCGUUCCUGGCGGGGAGAGACCCUACCGGUGCGUGGAGUGCGGGAAGUGCUUUGGGCGGAGCUCCCACCUCCUCCAGCACCAGAGAACCCACACCGGGGAGAGGCCCUACGUGUGCGGCGUGUGCGGCAAGGCCUUCAGCCAGAGCUCGGUCCUCAGCAAGCACAGGAGGAUCCACACGGGCGAGAAGCCCUACGCGUGUCACGAGUGUGGAAAGGCCUUUCGAGUGAGCUCAGAUCUGGCUCAGCAUCACAAGAUCCACACGGGGGAGAAGCCACAUGAGUGUCUCGAGUGUCGCAAGGCCUUCACACAGCUCUCCCACCUGCUCCAGCACCAGCGCAUCCACACCGGGGAGAGGCCCUACGUGUGCGGCGUGUGCGGGAAGGCCUUCAACCACAGCACUGUGCUGCGCAGCCACCGGCGGGUGCACACCGGGGAGAAGCCGCACGCAUGCGCGGAGUGUGGCCGCGCCUUCAGCGUGAAGAGGACGCUGCUCCAGCACCAGCGGGUCCACACCGGGGAGAAGCCCUACGCCUGCGGCGAGUGUGGCCGCGCCUUCAGCGACCGCUCCGUCCUCAUCCAGCACCACAGCGUGCACACAGGCGAGAAGCCCUAUGAGUGCAGCGAGUGCGGCAAGGCCUUCCGGCACCGCUCCACCCUCCUGAACCACGAACGUAUCCACACCGAGGAGAAGCCCUAUGGCUGCUACGCAUGCGGCAAGGCCUUCGUGCAGCACUCCCACCUGACCCAGCACCAGCGGGUCCACACCGGCGAAAAGCCCUACGUGUGCAGCGAGUGUGGCCACGCCUUCAGUGCCCGCAGGUCCCUGGUCCAGCACCAGCGGGUCCACACGGGUGAGAGGCCAUUCCGCUGUGCACAGUGCGACAAGGCCUUCAGCCUGAAGGCCACGCUGAUCGUGCACCUGAGGACCCACACAGGCGAGAGGCCCUAUGAGUGUAGCCGCUGCGGCAAGGCCUUCAGCCAGUACUCGGUGCUCGUGCAGCACCAACGCAUCCACACAGGCGAGAGGCCCUAUGAAUGUGGGGAGUGCGGCCGCGCCUUUAACCAGCACGGCCACCUGAUCCAGCACCAGAAGGUACACAGGAAGCUGUGACCUUGGCCGCACGCGAACCUGCACUUGGGAACUUGGGCACCCGGCCCCAGGAAGCCUCCAGUCCAAGGGAGGUGCCCGUCAGCGUCACCAAGUAUCACUGAGAAGGGAAGCACUGACAUGUCUCUGGAAGAACUUCAGAGGAUGCCUCAUUUUUUUCUCUCAACUUCUUGAGGUUACACUGCAGAGUAAUUACACAAUUGUAGAGAAUUUUGGUGAAGACAGUUACAAUUCAUUAUUUAACGUUAGUUUAUUAGAAGUGAGGAAGUAAAGGAAGUUACUGUCACAGUAAAACUUCCUCACACUCCAAAUAGAGGGUUUUUUCUUAGAACAUUAUAUGCCUUUUUCCUAAACUCAACAACUGUUCUGAGUAUUGCACUUAAAAUUAGAAUGUUGGACGAUAUUUUCAGUAUUCUGUUAAGCACUACAAUACUGUGUGGAUAAAAUGACAUAAAAAAGAUUGUCACUAAGUGUCGUAAUGUAUUAUGGCUGAAAAUCCUGUGUGUGUGGAACCACUUGUUUUGUAUGAAAACCGGGUGGCAGGGGGGUGGGGGGGCGGGACUCUAAAGAUUAAUUAGUGAGAAAUUAUGUAAAUUUAGAAAACCCUUCAUCUACUCCUUUAACUUUUCAAGAUCAGAAGGGAGGUCCUAACUUACUUAUUAGUGAAGAUUCAACUCAAAAAUGGAUCUUUUCCUCAAAACCUGUGCACAGAAAUCAUGGGAUGUCUUGGGCUUCUGGGCCCAUGUAGGCCUAGGAGACCUCUUCACACUCAGAGCCCAGACCUUACAGCUGCUACACCACGUGGGUGCCUCUUUAUACACUAUGGUGUUUCCCAAAAAUAGUGUUACUAAAAAGACAGUUCUUCGGCACAUACUUUUUUUUUUUUUUUUUUUUUUGCGGUAUGCGGGCCUCUCACUGCUGCGGCCUCUCCUGCUGCGGAGCACAGGCUCCGGAUGCACAGGCUCAGCGGCCAUGGCUCAUGGGCCCAGCCGCUCUGUGGCAUGUGGGAUCCUCCCGGACCGGGGCACGAACCCGUGUCCCCUGCAUCGGCAGGCGGACUCCCAACCACUGCGCCACCAGGGAAGCCCCUGGCACAUACUUUUAAAACAAAAUUCUCAAAUAGCUUUUUGUUUAAUCUUUCUGAUAUUUCUUUUGCUAUGACUGAGGGUUUUCUUUCAUUUUUACUCCUAGUUCCAAGAGAGUCUAGUAUUCAUUGUCGUAUACUGUAAUCUAGUUUAUUCAUAAUUUUCAAAAGUUUCUUCUCUCUGUUGAGAACAUAUCAGUUUCUCAGGAAAAAUCAAGGACCAGAGUGUUGGUCACUUUUUUUUUGGCUGUGUUGUGUCUUCGUUGCUGCACGUGUGCUUUUCUCUAGUUCUGGUGUGCGGGCUUCUCAUUGCAGAGCACAGGCACCAGGCGCACGGCCUUCAUUAGUUGUGGCACACGGGCUCAGCAGCUGUAGUUCUUGGGCUCUAUAGCACAGGUUCAGUAGUUGUGGCGCACGGGCUUCGUUGCUCCACAGCAUGUGGGAUCUUCCCAGACCAGGGCUCGAACCCUUGUCCCCUGCAUUGGCAGGUGGAUUCUUAACCACUGUGCCACCAGGGAAGUCCUAGAGUGUUGAUCCUUAGGUCCACAGCAAUCACUGAUGCAGGUGAAAGCUUGUUUUCCCCUCUCUGCAGGCACUGCUGAGAGGAGCUUACAUCACUCAGGUGUAACAUGAGAGAGGAACUGAGAUCACAGGGAAGCUACCAAACUUUUUGACUCAGUCCAUGACUGGCAUCUGACUCCCAGUGCUACUCAGCUGAGCCCACCACUACUCAGGACACAAUUCCUAAUCGUGUGGAAGUCAGAGUAAGAAACAGUCAUGUUCCAAGACAAUGCUGCCCACUCUCACCACCUCUAUUCAACAUAGUACUGGAAGUCCUCGCCACAGCAAUCAGACAAGAAAAAGAAAUAAAAGUCAUCCAAAUUGGAAGGGAAGAGGUAAAGUUGCCAUCAUUUGCAGAUGAUCUGAAUACUACUGGGUGGGCCAAAAUGUUCAUUCGGCUCUUUCUUUAAGAUGGCUCAGUAGCACUUAAUUGUCUUUAACUUCAUUAAAAACAAUUUCGUUAGCCUGUAUGUGACAGCUGUCAUAUCAGCAUGCAUUUAAAAAAAGACGUAUCAAAACUCUUGAAUUUUAAUAUUGAAGAUGGAAGAAAAAGAGCAACAUUUUCAGCAUAUUAUGCUUUAUUAUUUCAAAAAAGGUAAAAACACAACCUAAAUGCAAAAAAAAGAUUUGUGCAGUGUAUGGAGAAGGUGCUGUGACGGACCGAACGUGUCAAAAGUGGUUUGCAAAGUCGUACUGGAGAUUUCUCGCUGGAUGAUGCUCUGUGGUCGGGUAGACCAGUUGAAGUUGAUAGCGAUCAAACAGAGAACAUUAAUUGAGAGCAGUCAAUAUUAUACCACACAGGAGAUAGCCAACGUACUCAAAAUAUCCAGAUCAAGCGUUGAAAAUCACUUGCACCAGCUUGGUUAUGUUCAUCACUUUGAUGUUUGCAUUCCACAUAAGCAGAGAAAAACUUCUUGACUGUAUUUCCCAUGCAAUUCUCUACUUAAACAUAAUGAAAAUGUUCCAUUUUUAAAACAAAUUGUGAUGGGUGAUUGAAAAGUGGAUACUGUACAAUAAUGUGAAAUGGAAGAGAUCGUGGGGCAAGAGAAAUGCACCAUCACCAGCCACACCAAAGGCCAGUCUUCAUCCAAAGAAGGUGAUGUUGUGUAUAUGGAUUGGAAGGGAGUCCUCUAUUAUGAGCUCCUUCCGGAAAACCAAACGAUUAAUUCCAACAAGUACUGAUCCCAAUUAGACCAAAUGAAAGCAGCACUCAUUGAAAAGCAUCUGGAAUUAGUGAACAGAAAACGCAUAAUCUUCCAUCAGGAUAAUGCAAGACCACUAGUUUCUUUGAUGACCAGGCAAAAACUACUACAACUUGGCUGGGAAGUUCUGAUUCAUCCGCCAUAUUCACCAGACAUUGCACCUUUGGAUUUCCAUUUAUUUAGGUCUUUACAAAAUUCUCUUAAUGGAAAAAAUUUCAACUCCCUGGAAGACUGUAAAAGGCACCCGGAACAGUUCUUUGCUCAAAAAGUUUUGUGGGAGCUUCCCUGGUGGCGCAGUGGUUAAGAAUCCGCCUGCCAAUGCAGGGGACACGGUUCAAGCCCUGGUCCGGGAAGGUCCUGCAUGCCGCGGAGCAACUAGGCCCGUGCACCACAACUGGUGAGCCUGUGCUCUAGAGCCCGGGAGCCACUACUGAGCCUGCAUUCCACAACCACUGAAGCCCACACGCCUAGAGCCCGUGCUCUGCAACAAGAGAAGCCACCACAAUGAGAAGCCUGCACACCACAACAAAGAGUAGCCCCUGCUCGCCGCAACUAGAGAAAGCCCACAUGCAGCAACAAAGACCCAACACAGCCAAAGGUAAAUAAAUUAAAUAAAUAAAUAUUUUAAAAAAAAAGUUUUGGGAAGAUGGAAUUAUGAAGUUGCCUGAAAAAUGGCGGAAGGUAGAACAAAAGAGUGAAUACGUUGUUCAAUAAAAUUCUUGGUGAAAAUUAAAAGUGUGUCUUUUAUUUUUACUUAAAAGCCAAAGGCACUUUUUCACCAACUAAAUAUGUAGAAGACCCUAAAGACUCCACACGAAAACUUCUAGAACUGAUAAUCCUAAAAUUCAUAUGGAACUAUAAAAUACCCAGAAUUGCCAAAGAAAUCCUGAGGAAAAAGAACAAGGCAGGGGACUUCCCUGGUGGCGCAGUGGUUAAGAAUCCGUCUGCCAAUGCAGGGGACACAAGUUCCAGCAAUGAAGACCCAAUGCAGCCAAAAAUAAAUUAAUAAAUAAAUUUAUAAAAAAGAAUAAAGCAGGAAGCAUAACCGUCCCAGAUUUGAGACAAUACUAUUGGGUUGGCCAAAAAGUUCGUUCGGGUUUUUCUGUAACAUCUUAUGGAAAAACCUGAACUUUUUGGCCAACUCAGUACAAAGCUACAGUAAUCAAAACUGUGGUAUUGGCACAAAAACCAACAUAUGAGUCAAUGGAACAGAAUAGCCCAGAAACAGGCCCACACACCCAUGGUCAAUUAAUCUUUGGCAAAGGAGGCAAGAAUAUACAAUGGUAAAAGAAAAAAAAACAGUCUCUUCAGCAAGUGGUGUUGGGAAAGUUGGAUGCAUGUAUAUCAAUGAAGUUAGAACACUCUCACCAUAAACAAACUCAAAAUGGCUUAAAGUCUUAAACAUAAGACAUGACACCAUAAAACUCAUGGGAGAGUACAUAGGCAAAACAUUGCCUGACAAAUCGUACCUGAGGCAGUCAGUCUCCCAAGGAAAUAGAAAUAAAAACAAAAAUAAACAAAUGGGACCUAAUCAAACUUACAAACUUUUGCACAGCAAAGGAAACCAUAAGCAAAACAAAAAGACAAUGUACAGAGUGGGAGAAAAUGUUUACAAACAAAUGACAAGGGCUUAAUUUCUAAAAUGUACAAACAGCUCAUACAACUCAACAACAACAAAAAAAACAACCCAGUUAAAAAGUGGGCAGAAAAACCUAAACAAAUAUUUCUUCAAAGAGGAAAUACAGAUGGCCAACAGCCACGUGAUAAAAUGCACAACAUUGCCAAUUAUUAGAGAAAUGCAAAUCAAAACUACAAUGAGGUACCACCUCACACCAGUCAGAAUGGCCAUCAUUAAAAAGUCUACAAAUAACAAA